CAAAUCUUUCACGGAUUGUCCUCUCGCUGCACGUGAGGUGACGGGCGCUGCCUUUUUCCUUCUCUGUUGCUGCACCAACACCGACCACCCAUCAACAACACACACAAGACCAGCCAUGAAGCUUGAGCUGUGCAGCUUCUCCGGGUACAAGAUCCACCCUGGCCACGGCCGUACCCUGGUCAAGGCCGAUGGCAAGACCUUCUUCUUCCUCGGCUCCAAGGUUGAGUCACUCUUCUACCAGCGCAAGAACCCCCGCAAGAUUGCCUGGACCGUGCUGUACCGCCGUAAGCACAAGAAGGGUAUUGCCACCACCACAACCAAGCGCCGCACCCGCCGCACUCAGAAGUUCACCCGCUCCAUUGAGGGUCUCAGCAAGGAGCGCAUCCUUGAGCUGAAGAACCAGUCUAAGGUCCAGCGCCAGGCCGCUCGCCAGCAGACGGCACGGAAGGCACGCGCCAAGAAGCAGGGCAAGUAAACGCAACUGCCGCAUCAGUGUUAAAACGAGAAGCAUAGCUGCGUCGCAACCCCUUUCUCUCCAGUUUGGCCACGAUGUACAUGCACUGGCCAGGUGGAGCUGACAUGGCUGUGGCGCUGUGGCUCUCCGAUUAAUCGAGUGGUCCUUGUGUUUGUGUUUGCAUCGCUAUGUUUGUGCCUGCCUUGCCUGCUGCUUCUGUGUUCGGUCGAUUCGCAUGUGUCGUGUGGUGGCGAUGGACGUUGUUGCUGCACGCACUGUUUGUUGUUGGUGGGGGCUGACGACGAGCCAACGGUGUAUAAAACACAUCCACCAUACACAUCAGCAACGGCA
This is a messenger RNA of Salpingoeca rosetta, 805 nucleotides long. Its product is annotated as 60S ribosomal protein L24. Lineage: Eukaryota; Choanoflagellata; Craspedida; Salpingoecidae. Gene Ontology annotation, biological process: cytoplasmic translation. The transcript is spliced from 5 exons. Gene Ontology annotation, cellular component: cytosolic large ribosomal subunit. Bases 116 to 475 code for a protein of 119 amino acids. Gene Ontology annotation, molecular function: structural constituent of ribosome; mRNA binding. The record is from RefSeq and is a predicted model, not a curated record.